AUGGAGUCUUCCUGUUUACCAGAACCUCCUGAAACUUCAUGCAAAUUGAAGUGAUUUUUAUUCUUGCGUUUUUUUCAUCACAUGACUUGUUUAGGAAAAAAUGCUCAUCCGUUGGUUGUCAAACAGAUACACGGUCAUCUGAGAACAGCCGAGAGGAUCAAGAGUUGCCCAAAACGUUUUGGUUUAAAUCUCCUCUAGAAAUUCUGGAUAACAAUCAAAGUUUUUUGGAGGCGAUCGAUCCAACUAGUUCAGGCAAGAACAUAAGGAGUUUUUUUGAACAGAAAAAAAAACAAACGGAGUUAAGAUGGGAACUCUGAUGACGGUGAUUUGAACGUAACGGAAGUAAAUCCUGAUCUUGCAUCAGGAGUGAGUUUCAUAGUUGAACGUUUUAAUGCUAAAGCCAAUGGUUUAGGCGAAUCAUUCGAAGAACAGCUCGUGUACGCCUGCAGGAGUGAAACCCAGUGUUGUUGCUGAGUAUUUCUACGAUAAGCAAAACGCAACACAACAGCCACGAGUAAAAACAGCGACCGUCGAAAAGAAAAAAGCGACCCAUUCCAACGGCCAACAAGCUUCAACGAGCCAAACCAAAAACGAUGGACCUUCUUGGAUUGACGAGAAUUGUAUUCUGCGACUCCGGAUUCCUCAUUUUUCGAGCCUCGAAGAAACAACUUGCUCGGACAGCAAGAUCAUAGAGGGCGUUUCAUGGUAUUCAGUACAUUUCUUCAUUAAUGACGUUGAAAUUCUCACAGGCGGAUAAUGGUGAUGCCAAAGCAACACAUGGUACAGAAAAAGUCUCAAAAGUGCAUGGGUUUCUUCCUUCAGUGCACGCCUCAGAAAGCCUAUUCUGAGUAACUAUCUAUUUUGAAGUUUUUCUUAAUUUUCAUUUUUUUUACAGCUUGUGGUCUGUUCACGCAGUAGCAGAUAUGCGGAUGCUAUCUUACAAAUCCAGCGUUCCUCAUUUUGCUCGCCGAACAACACAUACUUACACCGCAAAGGAAAAUGAUUGGGGAUAUUCCUGCUUCAUGACUUGGGCGGUAACAAAAAAUCAACCAAACGAUAUAUCCUGAUUUUUUGCUAUCAGGAUGUAAUUGAUGAAAACCAAGGCUACAUUCGUGACGAUACGGUCAUUCUCGAGAUAGCCGUGAAGGCUGACCCUGCAAAAAACAUGAUGUAAUUUUUCAGUUUUUUUUUUAUCAGGAAAAUUAGUCCUAGAGUUUUUUCAGUGACAUUAGUGAAAGAUACAAUAAGAUAAAAUGGUUCGAUUUUUUCAAGUUCAUUCUUUACAGGACACUGGAACAAUUUGUGCAAAAAAUCGAUCGAUGGAUGGAACUAGCCGACAUGCAGUUAAAAAAGGGGAACAUUGAUCUUGCUAUAGAAGCUAAUUCGAAUGUUUGAAUCGUUUUUCAUCUUCUUAGUUUAAUAUCGGCUUGUUAUAGGCGAUGAAGUUCUGUAAAGAUAAAGACGAGGAGUGUUGCGCGAAGUUGAAAGAUCAGCAACAAAGAUUUGUUCAAGCGAAACUGUUUGAAAGUAUUGAAAGAAUUGAGAAAGGUUAGUUUUCAAAAUUAAUAAUAAAAAUUUUGCUUUAAGAAAAUAUUAACCGAAGAGUACAUAAAGGCGUGAACUAGGCGAAAAAAAAAAGGAAUUUCAGGCAUACUUAUAAAAUUUUUGAAAAAAGCAAGUAUGAAAAGAUAGCUCUAUGAAGCCUAAGCGGUAUAGGAGACAAUAAGUGUAGAGUAGAUUAUCAAUGAUAAGACGGAGUUCAAAGAAUUAAAAAUUGUUGAAAUAAAGAAAGAGCAUGGCAUUUUUUUCGUAGGGUGCGUUAGCAGACUGGAAACGCAUGUAAGUUCUGUCUACCUUUUCAGUCUUAGAAAAUUUUUUACGGCGUGUUUAUGGUGCAAAGCGCAACUUGCUUCAAAACGAAAGAAAAUUGCUCCAAAGCAGAAAUCAGUACCUUUUUGGAGAAACUUGGGGGUGGCGAUGAAAACUCUUGAAACAUGUUCCAGGUCUCCGCUGAACAUGCCACUUGCUUUCUAAGGUUGAAAGAUUGAGUUGCAUCAACAGGCCAAUCGUUGACUCGAUUUCCGUCGUUGCUUAACUGAUAUUAUAGGAAAAGCUCUAUGAAUUCGCAAACUUUUCAGGAAAACUUCCUACUGUCAAUCAGGAAACUCCUGCCAAACCGACUUCACUGCGUCAAGCUCUCACUGGCGCCCAGAAAACGUUGAAUGGCAAGAUGACCGCCAAGGUUUCACUUUAUGUGUGCCCUUUUUAUUUUGAUUUCUCAGGGUGGCAAGAAGACCCGUGCUAUCGUCACAGUUCAGCAGAAGAAGAAAAAACCCUCUGAAUCGUGAGCUCUCGUACAUUUUCUUUACCACUUUCACAUUUUCAGAUCUCUGUCGAAUUCGGCGCUGAAAGAAAGCUUAGCGAACAGAGGUCGGAAAUGUUUCACCUUUUAUGUCUUUAUUUUCAUGGGUCUUUCUUUGUUAAGGGUCAGUGGCUGAGAAAUCUAGUAGAUCGAAGUUUUCCUCGUCUCGCUGAAAUGAAAAAUUAAGUUUAUCGCAUGGUGGUUUUUAUGACUCAUUCAUCUUCGGUAAAAUACACAGAUGAAAAUAUUGACGCUGAUCUUUUUUUUUCAGGAAGUAUAUAUGACGGAGUUAUUUUUCAUUUUAACUUUCUUAUUCCAGAAAUUGCUUUUGUUUUUCGAGAUAUUGAAAUAUGUGAGACAGGGCAAUUUUUUUCAGAGCGAAAAACUAAAGAGAAGUCUCAAAGCAAAGGUGGUGAUGACAAGUGCAAAGAUGCAGAAUCUGGAGAAGCACAUGUAAUUUUUUGUUUCGUCUUUAUUCAUCGAAAUAUUCUAGAAUUGUGAGGAAGUAUUUUCCGCCGAUGAAGAUUACGCUGAUCUGUCAACAACAGUCAAUGCUGACUCCAGUACGAAAACGUUCGUUUCAUUUUUUAUUUUUCCCUUUUGAGAAAGAUAUAACUUGUUUCAUUUCAAGGAGCGAUGCUAACAGUUUGGAGGACGAAGAGUGCGCUGAUACAAAGGUUUCUUUAUCCGGAACACAUUCUGAGGUCGAGGACAAUGAUUACGAUGAAGUGGAUUACGCGGAACAGGCUCUUGACGGUGCCAAUGAGAUUUUUCGACUUCCAUUAUAAAGUUCAUUUUAGCUGAAGCGAAUGGAGCUUCUUAUUCGGAUACGUUUUUGAACGUGAAAAACGAGCAUAUGGAGUAUAUCGAGGAACAACUGGAAGCUCUAGGAACGGUAGUAAAUCUCUUUUAACUAACGUAAUAUUCAUUUUUUCAAGCGUUGUUUCGAUGAUUUUGCGUCUGAGUCGAGUUGCGAAGCCUCCAGAAGAUCUUCUGUGGAUGCCAAGGUGGGAUUUCGAAAAAAAAAAACUAGCCGAACAUUUAUAAUUACAUAAUUCAGCUUCCGACGCAAGCUUACAACGAGGAAGGAGUUUUGGUUCUCGAUCGAUAUGUGCAAACCGACUCGAUUCCUCCUGUUCAAGAUUUAGUAUGUUUUCUUUUUCUUUCCUUUUCUAGCAUGUGUUUUCCUCACCAAUGAUUUCAGGGUGUGGUUAACGAUGCUAGUCUUGCUGCAGUUCUGAAAAACGUAAUUUCUGAGAAACGAGUUCGGGUUGGUCGAUUUCUGUCAAAAAUUAGUAGCUCAUUUUCUUCAAUUGGUUUUACGAAUUUCAGCGCCCCGCGGAAUCGAAUCGCGCCUCAGGAAGCUCAACAAAUACUGCCAAUGAGGACGGAUAUAGGGAAAUGAUUCUCGCCUCUUACAAAUCAGGAAGCUCAAAGCCUAAUAUGUUUUCGCACGUGCAAGAGCCUGAAGAAAUUGAAUAUUUCAAUAAGGUUAAUCUCAUUCCGUACCAAGAUAUCAACCAAAAUAAUGUUAAGGAAAGUGGCGAUUUGACCGCACCUCCUCCUUUCUUUGCACCUCCAACCAAUGAGUUCCCGAAAGCCCCUGUGCCGGAAGUUCCCGUAGUCGUCCCGCCACAGCCACAGCCACAGCUCACAAAGACGAGAAUUUUUGCCAAGCCAAAACUGCGAAUGAUGCGUCCCGAUGACUCGAAAGAGAUUGUCAAGUACGACAAAGGAAAAGUGGUCAUGCGCUUGCCAGACGAUCUACUUUGUGAGAUUUUCUCAGGUCCUUCAGGUCUUCCUCCUCAGGUUUCUUUGGCACGGGUUAAGCGAAAAGUUUAAACGUUUUAGGUACUCGAGGCAACGUUUACCGAUUUCAUCAAACGUUAUUUCGACCACGAAGAGGUAUUUGCCGCAGAAAAAACAGUAAUUCAUAGUUUCCCUUGUUAGAUACUUGAAAAUUGGCCGCGUGAUAAUCCUUUAGUCACAAGGCUUAACGAAGAAGACCGAAUUGCCGUGACCACUGAGUUUGAAGUGCGGCUGGCGCAACGGAUUGGUCUUCUCUAUCAGGUUACAUUUAUUGUUUCUGAUGCAAAGUUUUCAAAGAAAUAAAAAUUAUUUUCCUCUUAAGAUCGUAAAUUUAUGUUAGAAAAAACAAAAUACUUUUCAAAACUAUUUUUAAAUCUGUUUUUAAGUUGUUCAUGUUUUCCAGAUUCAUUAUCGUGAUAUUUUUCUGAGUUACUGAUAGUUCGAAAAUGUUAUAUCCGAGCUUUUUAAAAAGCAGAAACCAUUUGGUGACCUUUUUUUUCAGGAACAUUACCACAUCUGCACGGCCGUCAUGGUUUGUUUCAAACAGGCGCGUUCCAUUACCGACGUGAGUGUCGCCUUCAUGAGCACCGUCGAAGCUUUGGUGAAGAAAGUCGAGGUUUUAUCGUUAUUUUCAGAAAAAAUCUGACUUGAUUAUUAUUAGACUGCUACCCGCUUCAUUGCAAUCACUCCGAGUGCUGAGGCUGAAAAUAAGAAGACACCGGCCAAGAACUGUGAAGCCUCCGUGACAACGUCAAAUCAAGGUUCAAAACUAAUUUUUUCGAAAGUUUUCUGGUUUUCGAAAAGCUCCUAAUCUUUUAGUCAACACGAAGAAUGAAGUGAUCUCUUUUUAUUUAGGAGAGUUUUUAGAUCGUUUUCAUUUAAAUAAAUCCACGAUAAAAUUAGUUUUCAAAAUAUUUCAAUCAUGAUUCUGAAAAGAUGUUUUUUGUUCUACUUGUAGAAAAUAAAGAUUUUUUUCAUUUUACAUUUCCCUCUUUUCAGAUGGGAAAGUAAAAUGAAUUAGAUUUCAACAUCAUUGACAGUAUUUCUAUUUUGAUUUUUUCUGCGUUUUUAAUUGUAAAAUUUCAGUUUCCUCUUCAAAGAAGGAAGCAAGGCCCACAGUGCAAGCGAAACGAACAGUCACAGCCAACCAGUCUUCUCCUACGGCCAACUCUUCAAAAAUGUCUUCUAACGCGCUUGGUCAGAUGAUUAUGAACAAAGAAGAGGUUUUUCUUCCAAAUUUUUUUGACCCGCAUAAGAAAUUUUCAGUACUUGGAAAUGAGCAAGAAGCGAUUCAUGGAGUUCAAAGACACUUCAACGGCCACGUGCCAGUUCCCAAAGGUUUUUUUCCGCUUGUCUAGUGCCAGUGUUCAUUCCCUCUUACAGUUGACUGACGUGAGAUCCGUCGCAGCUCUUGAACUCGUUGACAACCUUUCCAAGACUAGUAGUAAUCUGGAGGUUUUCUUUUUCAUUUCCGGAGGUUUCUGGAAAUUUGAUUUCAGAGUCUUGUUCUUCGCAUUCACCAAGCCACUACACGAGCAAUGAAAGUGAUCUCCGUAUGCUGAUGAUAAAGUUGUUUGAGAUAAAUGAAUGAUGUGAUAGGAGAAGCUGGGACCAACCGGGAUCAUCAAAGUCGUGGCAGAAGUUCAGGCAAAAACGAAGCAGCUCGAUACUCUUAACGACGAAGUCAAGCAAUCUCAGCAACAACUCAUCAGUCUUCGCUCCAAAAACGAAAAGGUUGCUUUUUAUAGAGUUAAAUACGAAAUUUGUUUUCUAGACACAGAAAGAUCUGGCUGAAUAUUCAAAGCAAAUUUCUUCCGAGUGUGAAAAAAAUUCGAAACUCAUCAAAGAACAGAAGGAUCUGCGGACGCAGCUUAAAAAGGCUGAGAAUCGUGCGACAAAAGAAGAGUACAAGAUUUUCAUUGUGUUUGUUAUUAUUCAAAAUUUUUUUCAGAAAUCGUGCGAACAGUCUUCAAAUCCAGUUCAACGAGUUGGACGAUAAAUUCAAAAACUUGCGCAAGGAUCUCGAUCAGUUGAAGAAGAAGUCGGCAGAAGAGCGGGCCAAGGCUAAAAAGGACAAAGUUUGUUAUCUUUUUUUUAAAAAUCAACUUCACCUUUCCUAGGAGCGUGACACCAUGAUGAUGCGCCAACAAACGGUAGAAAUUUCUGAAAAAGAAACGGAAAGAGAUCAGCUGAAAAAGGAGAACGAAGAACAAGUCAGACAGCGAGAUCGCAUUGAGAAGGUCUUGGUUUAUUUCUGCAAUUCUUUAAAAAAAAAACUCUGGAGGAGCUUUCGUGUAACAAUGAACGAAUUCAAGGAACGUCGUCAGCUCGCAACUCAACUGGCUAGCGCCACAGACAGGGCUAAAGCAGCAGAAGUGCUUUUGAUGGAAGUGAAUUGUGAGAAAGCGCUGGCUGUAAUUUCUCUGCGAAAAACCGAGGCGACUACCGCGCUCGCCGAAACUGAAGAAAACGCCAAAAAGUUUAUUCGAAUCCUUUGUUUCUUCAUAUAAUUCGCGUUUAGGGCGCGAUCGCUUGCUGACCAGGAGGCAUUGAACAAAAGUUUGGAGGAAUGGCGCAAGGCUGUGGAAAAAAUUGAUUCGGCGAUCCAAGCCACCAAACAAGACUACGAUGCGGCCAUUGAGGCGAUCAAGACGGGAACCAAGACUUUGGUGCAGAUCGGAGAGAUGAAGGUAGGUUUGAAACUCUCACAAACUUGAUUUGUUUUGAAAGAUUUUCCUAAUUGAUGAGAAGUUAUAGGUUUUUUUAACAUUUGUAUCUUAUAUGUUUCUCAAAUAACAGAAAACUCAACAAAGGAAUAAAUUUUAGCAAAAGGUAUUUUAUACUUGCCAUCAAGAGGAAAAAUCAAAAGAAAUCUUUAUGUCACUUUUCACUUUUUCACAUCGGUUUGACCUUUUUAUUUAUAGUUUUUCAUUAAGAAUUUCGAUAUUGCAUUUUUCUUUGAAAUAAUGGAAGAAAAAAAAAUUCGUAAUGAAAUUCCCUAAACAUUUUGGUUUGAAGUUAUUAGUUUCAAAGGGUUUCCCAUUGCCAACGGAAAACUAUUUUGCAGUCGGCAACUCUUGAGCCUUUGCCGAAGUUGGUGCGCCCUCCACCUGUACAAGUGGUCGCUCCUUCUUCUUCGCUGAUGGCAACCGCAGCCGCUCUUUCUUCGAUCUCAAUUUCUCAGCCGCCGGCUGGAGUCGGAGUUAUUGGUCAACAACGCAACCGCUUCUCCAAUUCUUCCAAUGAUCGUCAGUCUUUAAUGAAUUAUUCUGGCAAUAGAGGAAACAUCAAUACUUUGAAGCACUUAUCAGCCUACUUUUUAUUAGAUGCGAACAUUUAGACUGUUCAGAUAACUUAGAUAUUUUAUAUAUUGACAUAUGAUAGGAGUCGGUUUCAAGUUGUCACUUCACUGAAUCUUCAUUUUCCAGGUCUCGAUAUCAGCUCACCUAAUGUUUCUAAAAACUCGACGCCGACGCGUUCGCGCGUUCCUCGGGUUCCAUCGCCUCAAACUCCCGCCAAGAACAAUUCUCCUCUCAGUCGCGUCAACGAACCUUCUUCGUCGUUGUGGAGUUGGAACCAGUUCGGCGACGUCUUGAGGUUCGCUUCCUGGAUGAACCUCGACCAAAUUUUGACUUUAAGAAACGAGUCUGAAUUCACCACGAACAUGAAUGCUUUUCAAAAAAGCAUUUGGGCUGCCAACAGUUCUGGGGUCAACGGUCUUGGCGUCGGUGGAGACUUUGUCCGAGUAAAUUUUUUUCCAUAUUCUAAAUUAUAUCAGGCAACUUUUUUUUAAUCUCCCAAAAGUCACCGUUCUCUUUUCAAAGUUUUUUUUUUAGAUUUCUUACAAAAAUGGUCUUUAAUUAGGAUUCAGGUGUAUAUAUUUCAGGGACCAUUGAGCGCACCGAGUAACAACCAGUCACACAACCCCCGCAGUUACGGAGAAAUGUGGACUGGUCCUCCGGUGACAGCGAACAGCAACACGCAGUCGCACUCGCAGGCGUCGCAUGUCCAUCAUCACGACAACAUGUCUUAUAAUCCGCGCCCAACGUCUCAAAUGAACGGUGGAAGUGGCGACGGUCCUUCCGAAAUACCACCGCCGAUGGGAAACUUCGGACCGGUCGGCGCCACUUGGAGACCCACUCCACCGAACAUCCACUCGCACUCAAAUGCCCAGCAGAACUACUCUCGCUCUUACUUCGAAUAG
Messenger RNA from Caenorhabditis auriculariae, 8375 nucleotides. The record is from the annotation of a GenBank genome assembly. Lineage: Eukaryota; Metazoa; Nematoda; Chromadorea; Rhabditida; Rhabditidae.